This is a messenger RNA of Ictidomys tridecemlineatus (thirteen-lined ground squirrel), 900 nucleotides long. NCBI's taxonomy places the organism in Eukaryota, Metazoa, Chordata, Mammalia, Rodentia, Sciuridae. The record is from RefSeq and is a predicted model, not a curated record.
AUGGAUGGUAUUGUACAUAUUAUACUGGAAAUCUUUUUAACUGUGGAAUUUACGAUUGGAGUUUUAGGAAAUGGAUUCAUAACAGUAGUGAACUGUGUGGACUGGGUCAAGAGAAGAAAGAUCUCUUCAGUUGAUCAAAUUCUCACUGCUUUGGCACUCUCCCGAAUUGGCCAGCUCCUUUUCCCAUUAGUAUAUGCAUUAAUCUAUGCACUGCAUCCAGGUGUAUUUAUGUCUAGAAAAAUGUUAAAAAUAAUAAUUAUUCCUGGGGCAAUGACCAACCAUUUCAGCAUCUGGCUUGCUGCAAGUCUCAGCAUCUUUUAUUUUCUCAAGAUAGCCAAUUUUUCUAACUCUCUUUUUCUUUACCUAAAGCGGAGAGUUAAAAAGGUGGUGUCAGUGACCCUGCUGGUGUCUCUAAACUUCUUGUUUUUGAAUAUUGUAUUGAUGAACACUCAAGUUGGUGUCUGGAUUGAUGUAUAUAAAGGAAACCUGUCUUUCAGUUCCAGUUUGGAUAAGUUUGCACAGUUUUCCCAUACUUUUUCAUUCAUCAACGUUAUGUUCAUGGUGAUACCCUUCACUCUGUCCCUGAUGACUGCUCUCCUGCUAAUCUUCUCUCUGUGGAGGCACCUGAAGAGGAUGCAGCACAGUGCCAAAGGGUCCAGGGACGCCAGCACCGUGGCCCACGUGAAAGCAUUGCAAUCGGUGAUCACUUUUCUGCUACUGUAUGUCAUUUUUUUUCUGUCGCUUCUUGUUGAAGUUUGUAACCCUAUGUUUCCUGAUAAAUAUAUUGUUGCUUUAAUUAUCUGGUCUAUUGCAGUGACUUUUCCUUCAGGCCACUCAUUUAUCCUGAUUCUGGGAAAUAAUAAGCUGAAACGGCUUCUCUUUCGGUGUUGUGGUAGCUGA